Molecule: messenger RNA, 198 nt
Organism: Dentiscutata erythropus
Lineage: Eukaryota; Fungi; Glomeromycota; Glomeromycetes; Diversisporales; Gigasporaceae
Source: the annotation of a GenBank genome assembly
AUGGAAUCUACUCUCUAUUUUAACUUUGUAAAAUAUCUAACAACUUCGGAAUUACUCCCAAAUUUGACUUUAAAAGAACAACAACAAUUUAAAAAACAAGCAACACAUUAUAUUGUUGAAAACAACCAACUAUACAAGAAACCAAAAGGAUCUUUACAAAAAUUACUAUAUGUAGUUCAGGAAUCUGAACUGCUUACU